Molecule: messenger RNA, 606 nt
Organism: Drosophila erecta
Lineage: Eukaryota; Metazoa; Arthropoda; Insecta; Diptera; Drosophilidae
Gene: Obp57c
Product: general odorant-binding protein 57c
Exons: 2
Coding region: 91-540 (149 amino acids)
Biological process (GO): sensory perception of smell
Molecular function (GO): odorant binding
Source: RefSeq, a predicted model, not a curated record
CUGCGAGUAACAGUUUAUCGUCAGGUGCUACGGUGCUAGGAAAACCCAUGUCCGUAUUAUCUUGAAGCAGAUUCUGCGAAUUGUUUGAUUAUGUUCAAGCUAGGAUUAAUAUGUAUCUUGGCCGUCAGCGUGGUCUCCAUACAGAGUCUCUCACUGCUGGAGGAAACCAACUACGUGUCGGAUUGCCUAGCCAGCAAUAACAUCAGCCAGGCUGAGUUCCAAGAACUCGUAGAUCGCAACAGCUCCGAGGAGGAAGAUCUCGAGAACACCGAGCGGAGAUACAAGUGCUUCAUCCAUUGCCUAGGGGAAAAGGGAAAUCUGCUGGACGCCAAUGGCUAUUUGGAUGUGUCUCGAAUCGAUGAAAUUGAGCAAGUUAGCGAUGAACUGCGGGAGAUUCUCUACGACUGCAAGAAGAUCUACGACGAGGAGAAAGAUCACUGCGAAUAUGCGUUUAGGAUGGUGAUUUGUGUCACGGAUAGCUUCGAGCAGAGCGAUGAGGUCAGCGAGGCGGAAAAAAAUACAAACAAAUUAAACGAAUAAUCGAGCAAAAACUGGUCAAGCAACUUAAACGCAUUUGUUUAAGGCCAGUGGGAAAUUCGCAAUCAA